AUGAUUUCUUGAGAUCUAUUUAGAAAGCAGACAACAAAUUUGAUCUUAUUUUUAACUACUUGGAAAUUCCCAUUUCAGUUGAAUCUCUCCGUUAUUCGAUUUGUCUAGCAUUUGGAAAAGGAUUUCACAAAUUGAUGGCAUAACUCCUUCGUUUUCAAUGCGAUGAGACUGUUAUCUUAUUGGUUCCAUUGAGUUUCAGUUCAGUUUUGUGACUUUACGUACAGGCCGCCAAGUCCAGACUUCACAUGCUAGGUUUGACAGAACCUCAGUGUACUGAGUGCCAUGAACACGUCAGAUAUCCUCUACCUCAGUGAUGCCCAACCUAAUUCGACCUGCGGGCCGUUAUAAUUUCUGACACUCGUGUUGCGGGCCACAUGAACGAAAAGGCCAAGAAUUUACUAGAAUGCCAGGAGAACGCUGGCAGAAAAUACAGGAGUUGGUAAAAUCAAAUGAUGCUAUUGUGAAACUACGUGACAAGCCUCUGGAGUCCUCGAAAAUACAAAGUUCACUAGAAAGCAUAGCAGCUGCCCAAAAACUCAAGUCUUCUUUUCCACAAAGUGCCUCUGCUGAGUCUUGGCUGAAGAAAGGGCUGAUGCAAGCUACAAAUGCUAUUACAGCCCCGACCAUGCAGGAGGCCCGUUUAACGCCGACCCCAUCAUUAAGUCGUCUUGUAGCCCCUACAGUAGACUUGAUGGCAUGUGUAUCCUUUGGACAUUCCAACUUCAAAGUAGAGAAAGAAGUGCUGACUGAAAUAGAAGAUGAGAUCGGAUCUAUACUGAAGGACAUCGUUCAUAACCCUAACAGCUCUAAGGAACUUCUUAGUACAAUUAUGCAAGCCGUCAAGUCGGCACUGGUGACUCUAUCAAAUCAUUUGUUAGCGGACAAAUACGCAGAGUGUAGAGUUUGUAAAGGAUGGAAACUCGAUAGACCAAUAAUACAGUUUACGCUGUGUUAUAUCUCCUGUAAUGAUAGUUCAUCUCAGGCCAUCAAGAUACCAAAUACUAAAUAUGUCAUCUUUAACUAGAACUCAACCCAUGUCAUCGAUGUAGCGAUGUCCAUUUAUAUCAUCUUCAACUAGAACUCAACCCAGGUCAUCGAUGUAGCGAUGUCCAUACAUAUCAUCUUCAACUUGAACUAAACCCCAGUCAUCAACAUAGCGAUGUCUAAUUAUGUCAUAUUUAACUAGAACUCAACCCCAGUAUUCAACGUAGUGAUGUCUACAUAUGUCAUCUUUAACUAAAACUCACCCCCUAAGUGUUUACCAUUGAGAAGCUGUUUUUUGUUGAUGUACUUGAGUAUGUAGAGACUAGAUAUUGUACAUCACCAAAGAGAAGUUUUUAAUGAUGUUUGAGCGAAGGAAUCAAGUUUUGUUCACCUGUCCAAGCAUAUUUUUUGUGACUUGUUAAAUAUCGCUAUUGAUUAUUAUUGCUAUAUUAUAUAGUGCUUCUUAACUUUUUUUCUGUAUAAUGUAUAAUGUAAUGUAUUGUAAAUAAAAACAUCCCUAGGUAUCA
This is a messenger RNA of Biomphalaria glabrata, 1511 nucleotides long. RefSeq lists its product as uncharacterized. The transcript is spliced from 4 exons. The coding region runs from base 404 to 1024 and encodes 206 amino acids. The record is from RefSeq and is a predicted model, not a curated record. Lineage: Eukaryota; Metazoa; Mollusca; Gastropoda; Planorbidae.